AUGCCUUACCAGGAUGAGGAGUACCCCGGGCAGCCGCUGUGGCAAUCAGUGCUGUUCUUCUGCUGCAAGGGCAUGAUCGAGGUGAUCAUUGUCUUGCUCUUCAUCUGGCUCCUGGUGCAGGUCCUGUUCACCAAACACCUGGAAGUGCACCUGCAGGUCCUGCUGGGAGUGGGCCUGGCUGUCUUCUGCUUCUGCCUGAUCCUGGGCUGCAUACUGUGCUGGCGCCGGGGGAAGUCCCGCCCUCCCGAGGACAAAGAAGCUGCGGUGUCACUUCCUCCUGUGCCCGUCGAACACGUGAACCUGGCCCUGAGCUCCUCCCCCUCCACCGGAACCAUCCCCAUAAAGCAGCAGUACGAGGAGCUGGAAGGGGACGUGCUGGAGUACCCCCCGCCUUUCGGCUGCUCCUCCCCCUCCGAGGAUGACUUCACCGCCCUGCCCUUCGUCCCGCGUCCACGUGCGGGCUCUGAGCUGAACGAGCACCCGAAAUCCUGUUUCCCCCUCCGCCGGCUCAGCACCCCUGUGGCCUCCUCCACGCCUUACAAGCCCAUGGUGCACGGCCGGGCCUCCCUGCCCUCUUUACCCAAGCUGGGUCUGGUCUCUAAGACACGGCGGGCACUGGAGCGCCGCUGCACGGUCACAGGCGACAGCUUCCUGUACGGCGAGCACAGCCGUCUGACCGGCCCUGCCCACUCCUCGCACUCUGCCCUGCAGUCUCUCUCCGCCCCCGAGGAGCCGCCCCUCCUCCGCUAUGGCUCCAGCUCCAGCUGCAGCAAGCCGCCCCCCCGCCUCCACUUCACCCUGCUGUUCGGCCCCGCCCGCGGCACCCUGACGGUCACCGUUCUCAGCCUGUCAGGGGCCGCCCGCCGUCUGGGCGGGGUCUUUGUGCGCGCCAGCCUGCCCCCGCUCCGCCCCGCCCCCCUGCAGAUGUCUGCCCGCCGCCGGAGCCUCAGCCCAGAGUUCCAGAGCCAGAGCUUUGUGCUGCAGGUGGGCUCCGCGGAAGAGCUCCGCGGCUGCACCCUGCAACUGGCCGUCUUCGCCCGCGACUUCUCUGGCCUCAGGGAGGUGGCGCUGGGCGACCUGGAGCUGCCUUGCGGGGACAUAGACUGGGAGCCUGACCACACCAUCACCUUUACCAAGGACCUCAGGCCAGCCAAGUACAGGCUGAAAAAGAGCCUGAGUUCCCAUGAUUCCCUGAGUCGGAGGGGCUCCGCGAGCGCUCCCCGGGUCCUGGGUCAGCUCUUCGUGCUGCUGCAGUACCAGACGCUGGCGCAUCGCAUCAAGGUCAUGGUCCGCAAAGCCGAAAACCUGGCUAAGCUGUCCCGAAUGCCGGGGGCCCCAGAUCAUUAUGUGGUCAUCAACCUGCGCCACGAGGGCAAGGUGAUCGGCACCAAAGAGACCAAGGGAGCGGCUGGGUACAACGCUGUGUGGAACGCUCCCUUCCUGUUUGACCUGCCCCCUGGUGAUGUCACUGAGCUCCCCCUCGUCUUGGAGUUCAUCAUCAUGCAGGGGCGGAUCUACACGAAGAACAGCAUGCUGGGCCGUGUCUUGAUUGGCAGCGAGGCCCCGGAGUCAGGGCAGGUUCACUGGAAGGACAUGUGCAGCCGGGGGCAGGUGGAGACGGCGCGCUGGCACACCAUCCAGCCCGAGCCGCUGUAGAACGGGACGCCGGAGACCCCGCAGCUCCAACUGUCCAUUUCACAAACCCCAUCCCCCACCCCGAAUAAAACUCUCCACCCCAUCGCUGGAACCGUAGGCCAGAAGGGCCCGCUGUAGGGCAAGGGGCUGUGCCCUAUCCCAGUGCAGGUGUGACCCCAGACACCCUACCAAGCCCCUCCAGGUAACAUGCGGGUCCAGAUACACCCUGAGCCACACUGGUAUGUAGAGCUCAUU
This is a messenger RNA of Megalops cyprinoides (Indo-Pacific tarpon), 1890 nucleotides long. Its product is annotated as synaptotagmin-7. Gene Ontology annotation, cellular component: synapse; axon. The record is from RefSeq and is a predicted model, not a curated record. Lineage: Eukaryota; Metazoa; Chordata; Actinopteri; Elopiformes; Megalopidae. Gene Ontology annotation, molecular function: clathrin binding; phosphatidylserine binding; calcium ion binding. The coding region runs from base 1 to 1656 and encodes 551 amino acids. The transcript is spliced from 5 exons. Gene Ontology annotation, biological process: regulation of calcium ion-dependent exocytosis; regulation of dopamine secretion; vesicle fusion.